AUGAGCCAGCCAAACACAAAUACCGGUUUAUAUGCCGAUGAACAGGCCAUCUUCCGAGUUCGCCGAGGUCUAGCAUCUCCAGUGCCGGGAGAUGGGGAACUCUUGAUUGAGACGCAGUUCUCGGGGGCAAAUCCGGCCGAUGUCAAACAUGCCACGCUCCUGGGAAUUUACCCGGCCGUGUUGGGCUACGACUUCUGUGGGAAAGUCCUGCAGGCGCCGCCCCAGUCUUCUUUUCGUCCCGGUGACACUGUUGCCGGGUAUACUCCUACCGGCCUCAACAGGCCAGCGCGAUAUGGGACCCAUCAGCGAUACCUAGUCUGUCCGGAAGAAAUGGCCUUCCAUGUGCCGGCAAACCUUCCACCGCAUCAUGCGGCAUGCCUUAGCGUCGUGGCCAUGACCGCUGCUGAUACGCUCUAUAACCUUUUCAGGUUUCCCCUACCAGACACCGAAACCACAGAGAAGGCAGGAAGACCAGUGUUGAUCUGGGGCGCAUCAAGCAGUGUCGGUCUCUGCGCAGUGCAGCUCGCUCGGGCAAGCGGGAUCUAUCCGAUCUUCGUCACUGCGUCCCCAAGCAGACACUCACUAUUACUGGAGCUCGGCGCAACAAAAUGCUUUGACUACAGAUCCCCGGAUGUGGCUUCGCAACUUCAAUCAGCAGUAGAAGAGGGACAAUGGGGUUCCAUCGGCUAUGCUUUCGACACGGUGGGAAGUUACGGAGAAACCGGCUCAGCAAAGCUGAUGGCGGGGUGUGUUUCAGAUGAUGCCAGUCUUGUCUCUGUUGUCAUUCAGCACGACCCUCGGUUUAAGAUGCCCUUCGCUACCCCCAACCGUGACGUUACUAUCCGGGUUCAUGGGGCUCCUCAGCCUAUUACGAUUCCAGCUCGGCCCUCUGAUUAUGUGCGUGCAUGGCAAGCUUUACAAUGGGCGGUUGCGAACUACGGUGCGGGAUUCAAAUUCCCAUGUGUUGAUGUAGUUAGCGGAACAGCGGAAACUGCUCUGGAGGAACUACAAGCGAUUGGUGAUGGUAGGCGGGGAUUUGGGAAGAUGGCUAUUGAGCAUCCACUGUUGUAG
Aspergillus bombycis is the source of this 1071-nucleotide messenger RNA. RefSeq names its product zinc-binding alcohol dehydrogenase family protein. Gene Ontology annotation, molecular function: oxidoreductase activity, acting on NAD(P)H. The transcript has a single exon. The record is from RefSeq and is a predicted model, not a curated record. NCBI's taxonomy places the organism in Eukaryota, Fungi, Ascomycota, Eurotiomycetes, Eurotiales, Aspergillaceae. Bases 1 to 1071 code for a protein of 356 amino acids.